Nylanderia fulva is the source of this 7917-nucleotide messenger RNA. The record is from RefSeq and is a predicted model, not a curated record. Lineage: Eukaryota; Metazoa; Arthropoda; Insecta; Hymenoptera; Formicidae.
AACGUCGAACAGCGCGCAUCGCCACGGAGCAGGAGGCGGAGAGGGCGGCGGCGGCGAGCCAGUGGCGCGAAGUCCCCCGUACGCGUAAUGCUGCCGCAGUCGCUGCCGGAGCAAGAGGAGCGAUUCUUUCCCGCGACGAGCUAGGCUCAUUCGCGGCGGCGACGAGGACGACUAGGAGGAUUCUUGACACGAGGAAACAGCACGCGCGAUGCUGUACGACGCGAGGUUGCGGCGCGCGACGCCGAAAAACGACGACGCGCCGGCGACGCGCCGCUGAUCCGCUUGAGACGCGAAGAGAGAGCAGCAACAGUUCCAACGGGGCGAUCCGGCUGGCCGGCCGGCCUCGUCGCGACCGAAUCGUCGGCUCCCACGCGCCGGAGAACCACGUGAUAACUCCACUUCGAUCAUUGGUUCUUUGUGGUGAAAAUAGACGAGACAUGGAGGAGUGGUUGAACGCGAUAAGAACAGCGACGGAGAAUCGUCCUCAGGGUGAUCCUGGAACUGCCGAGUUACUAGGAGGUAAUCAUCAGUGGUAUGCAACUAGUCAUGCCAGACCUACGUAUUGCAACGUUUGCAGAGAUGCUCUGCAUGGUGUUACUUCCCAUGGUUUAAGUUGUGAAGUCUGUAAAUACAAAGUGCACAAGAGAUGUAGCGCAAAAGCAAUAAACAAUUGCAAGUGGACCACUUUAGCAUCCAUUGGAAAAGAUAUCAUUGAGGACCAAGAUGGGAACAUCACAAUGCCACAUCAGUGGAUGGAGGGAAAUUUGCCAGUGUCCUCAAAAUGUUUCAUCUGUGAAAAGACAUGUGGCUCUGUACUUAGGCUUCAAGAUUGGCGGUGUCUAUGGUGCAGAGCAACUGUACACACAGCAUGCAGACCUGCCAUAAGUAUCAAGUGUCCAUUAGGACCAGCUAAACUCAGUGUAGUGCCUCCUACGGCUUUGCAUAGUAUAGGUAGUGACGAAGCUUGGGAAGCUGUUAGACCUACAGGAUGCAGUCCACUUUUAGUAUUUGUAAACAGUAAAUCUGGUGACAAUCAAGGUGUUAAGUUUCUUAGGAGAUUUAAACAAUUACUGAAUCCCGCACAAGUGUUCGACCUUAUAAAAGGAGGACCAGGUCCAGGAUUAAGACUGUUCCGUCACUUUGACCCGUUCCGGAUACUAGUUUGCAGUGGAGAUGGAUCGGUGGGAUGGGUGCUUUCGGAAAUUGAUCGAUUGGGAAUGCACACGAAACAAUGCCAGGUCGGAGUGCUACCUCUAGGAACGGGGAACGACUUGGCUCGAGUAUUAGGCUGGGGAGCAUCUUGCGACGAUGACACACAUUUACCUCAGCUGUUGGAAAAGUACGAGAAAGCGGGCACAAAGAUGUUGGAUCGAUGGAGCAUUAUGACGUUUGAACGCAGCAUAUCUCUGCCAUGUCACAAAGUGACUCUGCAUCAGCCCGACCCGGCUAUAAAAUUGAGUGUAGCUCAUCAAUAUGAGGACAACGUACUUGCUCAUAUAUCAAACAUUUUGCAAUCCGAUCAAGAGAGCGUAGUUCUAUCUAGUGCCAAAGUUUUAUGCGAAACAGUGAAAGAUUUUGCGACACACAUACUGGAAGCCAGUCUAAACACAGGGGACCAACAAUUGGGAGAAAAAUGCGAAGCGCUUCAACAAAAACUUGAUUUAUUAUUGCAGACAUUAUCAAAAGAGGAAAAGUAUUUGUUCGAUAACGCGGAGGAAGCUGACAUUGGCACUCUAAAUACCGAAACUUUAAGUUGCAAUCAAGAGAAGGGUGCUUUGGAAAAACCAGAGAAGGAAAUAACAAACUUUAAAAAAGCCAUAAGAAGAAGAUGUUACAUGGAGAGAGAUGCUGUGAUGUCUAGAGCAAAUAGCUUGAAAAGAGCCAUCAGAAGAUUAGUGGAGCAUACGGAAUUGACCGUCGAUGAACAGAACGACCCCUCGGACGAGAAGCAAGGUAUCAAGAUGCCAAACAUCACUAUAACAUGCGAUAAUUCGCCGACUACUCCGACCAAUAAAAAGCAACAUUUGGACAUCCCUGGCUUCUUACAAACAGACCAAACAUCGGACAAUAUCAGUUCAAUGCCAACUGCAGAAUCCGGUAGCAGCCUAGAGAUAUCACCUUGCCCGAGUCCUACCCCUAACGUGGCGUCCUUGAGUCCGAUGCCGGACUUGAGGAGAGAUUCGCAACCCGAGGAAUUGCUGACUCUUCCCGCGCCCGACGGUUUCGCCGACAGUAGACGAAACAGCGAAAACAUGCCGCAAGGAGUUUUCAGUUUUGACUCGGCCGGCUGUCAACAAGAGGCGCAAACAACUAUUACCAGCGACAAUUUCUUUUUGUCCUCCGAACGCAGCCAGCUAGAGGCUGUCUCCGACCUCCCAAUCACUGUCACAAAGACCACUUUAGACACAAGUACACCAUCAGACGACGCGACCAUACAAGAUACUAUCGUUUCUCCUGACACAGAUUCGCUUCAUUCUAGAAAUAUCUCGCCAGAACACGCGCAAAAAACCGCGAAAGACACGUUGGGACCCAGAGGUAGCUGUACCAACAGCAUCAUCAGUACGGACAGUAUCGUUUCCGAUAUGUUAGAUUCCAAAAGUUACACCAUUCGGAAUAGCGAGAGUGAAAUUGGACACGUAGACAGCGAUAUAUUUGAUUCCACCAAGAGAUCGGAAAGCUCGGAGAUCGGGCACAUCGACUCGCCGGACAACUCCGACAUGCUUUCUACGGAGACUCAACAUUCGGAGAGUGGCUUGGAAGAUCUGAGUUCUCUCGGACAGGAUGUCAUCAGUGCGAUAAUGGGCGAGAAGUACGAUUCUGUCAGAGAAGGCUUGGAUAUCGAGGAAUCGCGAAGACCUUGCGGUUUAGCUCGGUUCAACGAAGGCAACGACAUCGGCAGGCAGUCAUUCAAGGCGAGAAAUUUAAAGGCGGAUAAAGAGGGAAUGCUAAAUAAGACAGACGGUUUGACGACGUGCGUACGUGUAUCAGGAGCUAAAUCGAUGCAAUCUGUAGAAACGAAUAUAGUAUCCAUCAAGUUCGAUAACAUUGAAAAGGAAAGAGUGCCCGAUGCCGGUUUGUUGAGUCCGGUGUGCUGCUUCCCCGUCUCGUCGGACAACUCACAGGCCAACGAAAAGUGUUCCAUAAACUUUCCACCUCAGAUUAGCGUCAUCAUUGAUCCGCCAAGUCCAUCGUUGUCGAUUGAGAGCCAUCACAAACUUAAUUUAGAUUACAACCUGGACCCACAUGACAAACAGUACAGUGGCGGCGGUAGUAUGGAGAGAUUAAGCGUGGAACUGCCCGAAUCGGGUUUUUCUCCGCAAGCUACGCGGCGCAUCAGUAGCGGCAGCUUGUUGAAGGCAUCGGAAGUUGUGUCAUUGGCGGCUGCUGCUCGUCUAAGUGGUUCGAGUUUGAGCUUGCGCCACGAAAGAGCGAAAUCUGUCGACAAAACGGAGGAUAAGAAACUUCCGAUAAUAAAUCCCUUGGUCCGAUUACCGAUGUGGCCUAAUGUAAGCGGUGGAGCUGGUCUUAUCAGUCAAGCGUUGCUGGCAAACGCGGAUGCUCUGUGUGCAGCGGUAUCGCCAUUAAUGGAUCCAGAUGAAACAUUGAUGGAAGGCUACUUCGAACGUUGCGUCAUGAACAAUUAUUUUGGAAUUGGCAUAGACGCGAAAAUUAGUCUCGAUUUCCACAACAAAAGAGAGGAACAUCCUGAGAAAUGUCGAUCGCGCGCCAAGAAUUAUAUGUGGUAUGGCGUCUUGGGAUCUAAACAGUGGCUACAGAAGACUUAUAAGAAUCUCGAGCAAAGAGUUCAGCUGGAAUGCGACGGCCAAAGGAUACCAUUGCCUUCUCUGCAAGGAAUCGUUGUGCUAAAUAUUCCAAGCUUUAUGGGCGGAACGAACUUCUGGGGCGGUUCGAAGGAAGGAGAUCUAUUUCUGGCACCGUCGUUCGACGAUCGUAUAUUGGAAGUAGUGGCGGUCUUUGGAUCUGUUCAAAUGGCCGCUUCGCGGCUCAUCAAUUUGCAACAUCACAGGAUAGCUCAGUGCCAGACAGUUCAGAUUAACAUCCUGGGCGAGGAAGGCGUUCCGAUACAGGUCGAUGGUGAGGCUUGGGUUCAGCCACCCGGUAUUAUAAGGAUCAUACACAAGAAUCGCAUGCAAAUGCUUUAUAGAAACAGGGCGCUCGAGACUUCGCUGAGAGCGUGGGAGGAGAAGCAACGCAACACGUUAAGCGCCGUGACUCAAUCCACUUCUACUCUGAGUAGUGUAUCGCAAUCGCAGUCCAAAACGCCGUUGCCGAUAUGUAGUAAACCGUCACAGUUGACCGACGACGAGCUCACUAUUCUGAUCAGUUUCAUCGAAGCGGUGACGACUUUAGUCAAGUGGGUGAAACUACUGAUUAUAUCACACCCGAGUCUAGAACCAGAUCUGUAUCAGGUCGCCUCACGAACAGCGAAUGCGCUUGAACAAGUACAUCCGGAUGGUAAAAUUUUACAGGGGAUGAGCUUGAGGCCCAUGGUAACUGAAUUGGUGUCAAGUGCGAGACAAUUGUACGAAGAAUCUUGCGAGUUAUUGCGCGAUAAAGCUCACAACUUGAGAUUACGAGAGGACUUGGAAAACAAGCUAUCUAUGUCUUUAGCUACUAUGGAACAGGAAUUACGAAAGUGUACUUUUGAUGAAGCAGGCACAGGACUGGUUUACUUGCAAAACGUUCCUGCAGACGAUCAGGGGGAUAAAAAAAAUCGUCAUCGAGGGUUGUUCUGGUUAAAGUUCCGUCGUUUCGCCGGCAACUCGGGCGCUACGGGUCAUCCGGCGCGAGAUCAGGUUACCACGUGGGGCGUGCAGGAGGUCUGCACCUGGUUGGAGAAUCUGCAAUUGGGAGAGUACGCCGACAGAUUCGUGUCCCACGACAUACGCGGCAGGGAGCUGCUCACGCUUGCCCGCCGCGAUCUCAAGGAGCUGGGCAUCACCAAGGUGGGACACGUUAAACGCAUCUUGCAGGCUAUCAAUGACCUCAACAAUUGAACUUCCGCGAGUCGAAGUUUCGCACGUUCCGGAACACAGGAUAUACGACGCGCAGGUAGCCAGUUACCUAUAGAUAGUGUUUGACACAGUAGCAAAAGAGAGAUGUAUCUACAUCUACGGCGCAUCAUUCCAAACUGUAGUGAACCGAUAUAGCAGAGAAGAUAAAAUUUAAAAUUGAAUAUAUAAUUGACAAAAGAACUUUCGUAACAAUUAAUAGAACAAGAUAGAUAGAUUGUUAUAUAUUCUUAUCCUAAAACGUUAAUUAAAACGUGCAUUUCCCGAUACAUAUGCGAGUGACAUUAGGUCUGUUCUUUCCAGCUCAACUGGCUGCAGCAGUUCAGAGUUUAUCUUUUUUACUCCACUUUGGAAGGAGAGAAAUAAACUCUGAACUAUAGCGUAGUUCAGCUGAAAAGAAUAGACGUAUUAGAUUAAGGCUCCUUGAUACUCGCCGCAGCUAUGUUAGAUUGUGACGUCAGAGGCGAGAAGUACACGUUGAAAAUUUUGACGUACCAUUUUUAGAUAAAAAGAUAUUUUAAUGAAACACAGCUUAAUAUGGCUUUAGCACACUUUUAAAAUAUUCCGAAAACUAUAUUUCCCAUUUUAAUCAACAGCCGUAAAAUGACCAAUAUAUGAGACCUGAUUCUUAUAUAUUCUUGCAUAUGUGCAGUCAUUUUGCACGAUAAAGUCUGAUGUUUCAAUUAUUUUAUGGUUGUUGAUUGACUGUCAAAACUGACUCUGACGUCACAAUCUAACAUGACUGCGGCGAGGACCCCGGAGCCUUAAAGAAAAAAAAAUUAAAAAAGAUAAUGUUAAGGGAUAAAAAUUACUACUAAGAAGUUACAUCUUUUAACAAUGUCGUAUAUAAGGAAACCAUUUUUUGCCUGUGCCAAAUAUUUACUCUAUACUUGAAAUCACGAUAAAAGAAAAACAAAAAAAUGAAUUUAUUAUCUCAUCAACAACACACACACACAUAUAUAUAGUACAAAAUAUGAGAUACGUCAUCUCCCAAGGGGAUGAAUUUCCUUUCACUUUCUUAUCGAGGCAAUCCAUGACGAAAAACUGCAUACACACAUAACGGAGUAGAUAAUUCUUGUAAAAUAGUAGAUUUUUUUACAUCACAGACUAUUAUACUAGAAUAAAAAAACUAGCAACAUCUCGGACAUACAUACAUAUAUAUAUAUAUAUACAUAUAUUUAACAAUUAUUGCGUGUACUUCUUGUUCAAAAUUGAAUCUUACGCGGCACAAGUAUCUUAAAUCUUGCAAGUAUCACAUUCUUAAAGAAGUGUUUCCUAUUGUCUUCGACGUAUAUAAAAAUUAAUUGCAUUAUACUCGUAAUUUUUAACUCAUUCGGUCAAUUUAUUCUGAUUGAUCUUUACACAUGACUUCGUCGAGCUACCGAUAUAUAGUGUGCAAUAUAAAUAUACAUAUACAUGACGGAUGUGUACUCUUGUAAUUAUAUACACAGAUUUGUGAUUUUUUCGGUUGUUUGAUGACGUUACUAAUUCGUUUGAAAAGCAAUGUCUGGGCCAAGAUGUAUAUGAAAGUGAUUCUACAUAUAUCUCCUCUUAUGGCAAUAAACACGAUAAGUAAGAGAAGACCUAGAGAUGCAAAGUGCAUACACUAGUAGUUCUAACAGAUUAUUAUGUGUACAUGAAACAAAGGAAUAUUUUUUUCUUUCGGAAUCGUAGGCCGUAACUUGCAGGAUAGCUCUUGCUCGAGCUUUUUCUUGCCUUAUAACGAAGCUAGUCUUCAUUUUCUUACUCUCUCAGUUUACAAAUAUUUAUCUAUUUUUAUAUCAUUAUUUUUAUAUGGUCAUUGUGCUAUUUGAUUAUUUGCAUAAUCUUCUAUCAGCGUAAUAAUCAAAUAUUGCUCAUAUUAAUGAUAAAAGAGAUGCAAUUUUUGUAUUUUUUCUCCUGAUAGCCUGUCUUCGUUUUGUUAUUAUGUGAUAAUUGAAGAAUCUCUCGACACGCGAAAAAGAUAUUUUUAUCGUAAUUUUAGAGAGCAUUAUACUUUUCUCAUACAGAGAGGUAAAUCUCACACAAAUAGAUGAGCAUAUUACAUACAGUAGUGUAUUUAGUCUAUGCGAUAAAACAAAUAAAAUUAAUUAUAUACAAACACAAUUAUAUCUGACAAACUUAAAACAAAGUAGAAUCAAAUUGUGAGUACACACUAAAAACAAUUAUGCAGAGGUAAAUAUAUAUUCUCAUCGUAACAUGCAAAGAAAAUAUAGAUUCUUUAUUGGCAAUGUUAGUUAGCCACAGGUUGUCCGAUGUAUUAAUGCACUACGAUGAUCAACUUAUCUUUGUCUUUUAUACCAUAACUUGUAAUGUAAAACAUGUUAACGAACUUGAUAAUCAAGUUAUUUGGGAGUGAAAAAAUUUCUUUACAUUCCAAUAUAUAUAUAUAUAUAUAUAUUAUAUAUAUUAUAUAUAUAUCUGAAAGGACUAAAGUGCCUAUCCCUAUAGAUUCACUAAUCUUACAUACAGACAAAAAAUACGAUCAUAUACUGUCUACGUAAACAUGAAUAGUAUAACAAAUUGCGUAUUAUUUUUUUAUUUUGAAUUUAGAAAUACGAAACUGAUUCGCCAACAUACACAAUAUGUAUUUUUUUAUUUUUUAAUUUAAAUAAUGUCAUUACAAUCGUGCAACAAAACGUCGCAUCUUAAUAGAUAAUAUUGUUGCAAUAAUGUAAUGCAGUAUUAUAUAGAAUAAUAAUAUUACAUUAAAUGAUUUUUAAUUUAUUAUAAUAUAAUAUCUUUUUGGGAAACGAAGGAGAAAAACUUAAUUGAAUCUAUAAUAUUAAAUAUAAUAUAAUGACCUUUCUAUAUACUUUAAUCACUAGAUAAUUUAUUAAACGUUUAAAAAAAUUAAUCAAUUUAAAAAAUAAUAAAAAAAUAA